UAUUCCUGCCUUGUUAAGAAUUCUUCACCACAGGGAAUUCGGGAUUGAUUACUCGUAUGGGAAGAAGUACUACUAAUGAUUUAUAUUUCCUUUUGUUGGUGUUGUCAUUAUCCUGUGGAUGUUUGACAUGCAUAUCGUGCUCACUCAAGAACAUCUCCCACAAUGGCUAAGCAAAGGUGUAGUUCCAACCAUUAACAGUUCGAUAUUGAACCAUCUGGUGCAAACCGGCCACAAAGCUAGCCAGCGUGGAAGAAUCCUUCUCUAUAAUCUCCCGGGUGCCCAACAAAUUGCCAAAAUCAUCGAAUCACCGCAUGCUCCAAACAGCAGAGGCUAUUACAAUUCGCCUCAAACAACCAAUGCUCUGUGUUUAAAAGAAGCAAGUCCAGCCAGCCCCUACUGUGGUGAGAGCAGGCUGCUAGCCAAUUGGUUGACAUUAAUCUACGUCAAUGUCUAGAUCACUAAUAUAGGCCGUGAGAAAAUAUGAACAAGGCUGUUUCAAUAACCAAUCACAGCAAACUUAAACGUGGGCAAAUAUGAUUCGCAGAUAGAUGGCUCCACUUUCCGAGGAACUCGAAAACAACCAAUCAGAAGACUGCGUUUGUCUACUUGACUAGGCCAUAAUAAUUAAUGUAUGUGAGAUUUAUAUAAAUACGUGUUGAUUUUCGUAAUAAAACGAUCUGUUGCCUGGCCCUUGUCUU
Molecule: messenger RNA, 698 nt
Organism: Trichobilharzia regenti
Lineage: Eukaryota; Metazoa; Platyhelminthes; Trematoda; Strigeidida; Schistosomatidae
Source: the annotation of a GenBank genome assembly